Penaeus monodon (black tiger shrimp) is the source of this 4822-nucleotide messenger RNA. Its product is annotated as transmembrane protein 263-like. Lineage: Eukaryota; Metazoa; Arthropoda; Malacostraca; Decapoda; Penaeidae. The transcript is spliced from 3 exons. The coding region runs from base 323 to 721 and encodes 132 amino acids. The record is from RefSeq and is a predicted model, not a curated record.
UCUGCCACGCGCAGCUGUGCAAAACAAACAAGAAUCAGAGUCAAAGUCGUCAGUUACCUGUUGAUUUCCAUCUUUUCCCCCCUUAUUCCCGCGCCCGCACUCGCUGACGCACGACCUGCCAUCGGAAAUACGGGGAGAGAGAGAGGCUGCCACACGUGCGCAGCGGGAGAGACAAGGAACCUGGAGGUAAAGGAGGGGAAAAUCGCCGAAGAGUGCGAGGCGACGGCGACCGUCAGCUGGGGAGGGCAAGGUCUUCCUCUUCCUUCAAGUCAGCAAAAAGUCGAGCCAAAUAUCGGGUUAAAGCCCAACGCGGAAGGCCACGAUGACCAGCUACAUCAAGGGGAUUUACAGCUACGUCAGACCGGGUAGUGAAACUGCAGUGCCAGCUACAUCCAGCCCAGCCACAAGCCCCACGCAGAGUCCACCCCAAACACCCUCGGAGGCUAAGCCAGAGCAGCAGCCAGGCUAUCUGAAAUGGGCUGUGUCUGGAGUGGCAUCAGGCAUCUAUAACGUAGGCUCCAACACCCUGGGAGCAGGCGUCACGAGUGUGAAGUGGGUGGCUGGCACGACCUACAACGUGGGGGCAGGUGUGGUGGGGACAGCUGGUACCGUUGUAGGAACGGUAGCGGGCACGGCAGGCUCUGUGGCCAGUACAGUGGGUUCGGGAGCUUCUGCAAUCGUCUCCAAGGUCGCCACGAAGAAAAAGGAACAUUCAGACUAAGGGAUGGUAUAGUGGUAUAAUUUUUUAUUUUUAUAGUUUUGGUCCUCUUUUUUUAUAUAUAGAUAUAUAACCACUUAUUUUACUGUAGCUGUUUGGUAAUUGAAGUCACUUAUGAGAGAAACAUCCAAGUGGUUCGAAAAAAAAUUGGCAGCUUUUUUUUCUUGUGCUCUCUUUUGUGUGUGUUUAUAAUACUGUAUUGUAAAUAAAUGUGAAAAGAAAAAAAAAAUAAUGGAUUGAAAAUAACAAAUCGAGAUAGGUGCUACUGUAUAGUAAAAAAAAAUGGUAUAAUUAUAGAAAUUGGUGAAAUAGAUUCCCUCUCAAAAGAGAGAACAAGAGGGAGAAGAACAGAUUAGCAAUAUGUAGGGGAUAUGAUAUUAUGGUUUUAUCGAGGAAACCUUUUAUGUUGAAAUUGUCGAAGGUUCACUUUGAAGUACAGUAGUAUUGGAUGCUAAAUAAAGCUUUCCAGAAUGAGUAUGUUCACAGUUGCAAAAACAAACAACUGAAAAACUCAAAGCAAAGUUUGGGCAUUGAGGUAGCUGUUCAUUCUUUCAACUGUCUGUCUGUCAAGAGAAGAUUCAUAUCUAUUAUUAUCAAAGCAGAAUGCUCUUUGAGAGUUAUGAAAGCUUACACAAGCUGAAUUCUUUUUCCCAGGGAAGUUUUUAAUGGAUAGGUUUUGUUUGAGCGUAUGUAAUCAUGGGAUUAUAGCUUUACAUAAAGAGAUUAACGGUAGGAGGAUUCCUUGUUGUCUUAUGAGAGUAAAGGAAUUGUCUGUUUAGUACUCAAUGAUCUUAGUGUUGUGAAUAGAGAUGGUGGGAAACAAAGGCAAGUUUGUUUAGGCCGAGAACUUGAGUCAUAAAGAGGGUGAUAAUCCAUGCUUGGAUAUUCUUAUUCUUAUUCUUAUCCCCCCCCCCCCCAAGACCUGCUUCAGCUAUGAUUUGUCAGACUCAGGAUUAAAGGGAAAAGAGUUUGGUUCCCAGUAAGCAAAGUGCUUCCAUAGACUUGGUAACCUACUGUGUCUGUCAAAAAUGUAACUUUAGGUAUUGAGACAAUCGCAAGUGUUUGGCUUUGUACUACAUGGUAUGUAGAUGUACUUUAGGCAUUAAAGCAAUACAUUAUUUUUUGGUAGACCUUUUUACCUGUUGAGAGCAGAAGGGAUUUCAGGAAGUAAUAUCCUGGUUAUUGCUUUUUUAUGCAUAGUUGAUACAGCAAUUUUUGCAAGAAUGACCAUGAAAUGAAGUAGUAAUAGAUUAUUUUUGUGAAUGGAGUCAUGGAGAUAUUUUAGAUUUUAGCAAAUUCAGUAGGGAAAAAAAAGGACAAAAAAAAAAAAAAAAAAUUGUAAAACAGAUGCAAUAAAUGGUAGUUGGUUUUGAUGUGAGGAAAAUCUUUCUAAUGAUGAUGGUAUUUUUGCAUAUAUUUUGCAGAAAUUUUCUUUUUAUCAGUUAUUCCUGUCAGACUGGACUUUGAACUUACCAGAACCAUUUGUUAUGCUUAGAAAAUAAAUAUAAUAGAUAAGUUUUUACAGGAUCUUCAUAGAAUUAUUCAUGUGCAUGCUAUUAGGUUUAAGGAAAGACAUUGCAAGGAAAAUGUUCACCAUAAAAGAGUAAACUUACAGAUUUCUUGUGCUGCAGACAAGGAAAAUGUGAGCUCACAUGAUGAAAAUGGCUUUUGCCCUCUCUUGUAAAUCUGAUCUCAUGUCUGAUCACACUUUUGACAAGGACUUUUAGGAUUAUUAUUAUUAUUUUUUUAUAUAUAUAACCUAGUUCCUUAACCCCAUCCCAACGGGUCACAUGUACAGGCGUCAUAACAUACCGCUUGGUCUGCGGGGUACGGCUGUAUGUGCGGCGAUGCGCCAGAGUGUGUGGAGGAGGAAGUUCUGCUACAUAUAGUGGACUCCUGUGCCCAGCGUCAGGACGUUGCCAGAAAUCACCAGAGUUUACAACGCUCAUAGAUUUCUGACACCCAUUGGUGUUGGGUUAGAGCUCGUUUAUUUUUUCCCCUCUCUGUUUCUUGUAUGUAGUUCCUUGUUUUUCAAUGUACAGUUCCUCAUUUAUCUCAUUAUAAUUUGCUUAUAUUUGUUUAUAUUUUUUUUCUGAGUUCAGUUUCAGUACACAGUUCCUCAUAUUAUAAACCAGAUGUAUGCUGUACUCUGACUUUAAUGAUUCUGUUCUAGGUAGUCUGUUUGAAUUUGAGUUUGAAUUUAGUUAAUGCAAAUGCUAUGUGGGUGGGCAAGAGAGAGGGUUUGACUAAAACUGAUUUGUAUAAAGUAUAAUUAUAAAUUUUGAGAAUCUCCAGGGAACAAAUUACUGUGCCAUACAAAUGUAAGUCAUUUUUAUUUUUUUACAUUCUCUAUCUAGUUAUUUUUAUACCAGUGUCAUACAUUUAUAUUGAUAUGUAUGUGAUGCAUCAUAGAAAAAAAAGAAAACAGAAAAUGUGUUCAAUUUGAGUGCUUGUUUGAUGUUCAUACCACCAUUAGUAAACAGCUUGAUGGUAAAGUCAAGAAUUUUGAUUAUAAUGAGUCCAUUUUGGUGUUUAGAUGAAGUAAAUUUUAGAUUUAAGAGUGAAAAUAUACUUGGUAUGUUAAGCCAGGGUGUUAUUAAAUUACAUGAAAUUACAUGAUGGUUGAUGAUUUGCCAUUAUUGGUAGUUAAAUCCAGAGAUUUACCAUAUGUGAUAUUAUUAAUGUCUUAGUAAGGUGCUUUGGUUGCAGUACCCUUAGUACAAACAAUCUCUAAUCAGCUCUAGUGCAAUAUUUUAAUAAAACUGAUAUCUACCGGAAAUAGAUUUUUAUAUGACAAUAGUUUAGGUGUCAGUGAGGAGAAGUUCAAAAAAUGCAAAACAUUAAAUAAUAAUAACAAAAGUGUAAAGUUUUUAAUGUCUCUUGGUUAAUUGAAGUGAAAUGAUUGAUUAGAUUUUAAAAUUGGGUUAUUAGUUUCUUGUGUACAUUGCUAAUUAAUGGUGAUACUGGACACUUCUCUGAUACGAGAACUGCAACUCUGGUUUUCCUCCAAGAAAUGCAGUAUUAGUGUGUUAUAAGAGGCCAGUGAAAUUAUGAUAAAUACCAUAAAAGAUGACCACUUGAUAAAACAAUCUGAUAAAGUAUAUAGUUGCAGCUCAGGUUUACUUCUUGAUAGUAUGGUGAGCACAGUAGAGUCCAUUCAUAAAGCAUCAGGAAAUGGAGGGAGUGCUUAUGGAAUUUAAGUCAUUCAGGAGUAUUAUGGAAACUUUGUACAUGCAGUUUUAAAGCCUAUUUUGUGAAUCAAAAUAUCAUUCUAGUGAAUGUAUGGAGAUGGUUACCUGCAGAGUUGGGAAGUACUGUUGGUAAUGUUAGGACCUGUUCACCUGUUCACACAACUGAGCAAUGCCAGAUGGACACUUUCUUGAUACCCAGUGUUAGGGCAAAAUUGACACCCAAACCAAGGAAGGUUGAGAUAAGGCUGUCUUGUAGUUUGAUCAUUUGCUGCCAGGUAUGGAUAGACAACCCAGCCAGACACCAGCAUUCCUGUGUAUAUGACACAGAGCUUUGCCCCUAAAAGGACAAAGUCCACUGGACAUUAUUCAGUUGUGUGAACAGAGCCUAACAUGUUAAAAGUUUCUUCCAAUUUGAAAAUUAUACAACGAAUAGUACUAAUUACUGCAGCCACUAGGAAAAAGGCUCCAAAACAACCAACUUUAUCUUUCAUGGUGUUUGUUGAAAAACAUUAGUACCAUUGUAAAGUAUUGCCAGUACUUUUUUAGCAAUACUUGUUGUGUUGCCAUUAUUUUAGGAAUCAGUAUAACUGGAAGUACCACUAGUAGAUUUGGAGUUGUUUACCUCGGGGUUGCAGUGAUCAACUUUUGAUGUGUAAUCAUAUGUGGAAGAUAAUUUUCAAGUCUAAAAUUAAUGGUAAUUUCCAUCUCUGUUUACCUGUGUAAUAGAAUAGGAUUUUUGCAUUGCAUAUGGUAAGAAGUAAGGUUACAGGUGAACAUUCAUGCCCUAGAAUAAGUAUAGACCAUAUUAAGGAAAUGAUAGUUAAGUAGUAAAUAAGAUUGUUGCUCAUGAUAGUUUCUAUAUAUUCUGAUAAAUAAAAAAAAGAUGUCAAGUCCAUAAAUGUGAGGCAGAAAA